ACCUCGUGGUCAGUGGACUGUGGGACUGGUAAAUUUAUGGUCAACGGUCACUGGACUGUGGGACUAGUAACCUCGUGGUCAGUGGUCAGUGGACUGUGAGACUGGUAACACCAUGGUCAAUGGUCACUAGACUGUGGGACUAGUAACCUCGUGGUCAGUCGUCAGUGGACUGUGAGACUGGUACCUCCAUGGUCAACGGUCACUGGACUGUGGGACUAGGCACCUCGUGGUCAGUGGACUGUGGGACUGGUAACUCCAUGGGCAACGGUCACUGGACUGUGGGACUAGUAAUCUCGUGGUCAGUGGUCAGUGGACUGUGAGACUGGUAACACCAUGGUCAACGGUCACUGGACUGUGGGACUAUGUCUAGUAUGUGUCAGUAGGACAAUAUUAGCAUGUGUCACGUAAUGUGCUGUAUCGUUGUUGUUGUUGUUGUUGUUUGGGGAAGACAUGGUUUACUACAUGUACUACUGUAUGAAACUCAUGGUGUCGACGUGUCGUUCUGUAUUUGAUUGAGGGCUAUAGUAACCUUGAUGGGUAGCGAUUACCUCAAAUAGCAUAUCCUUUGUCGGACCAUACGCUGUGAUAUAAAAAAGAAACGGAUCAUGGUUGGUAUCCAAAUGACGAUAAAAAUUACAGAACGGAAUGGCCAAGAAAGUGUGUAGUUUACUGAACAGGUGACCCAUAGCAUCAAAAAACCGGUACAUUGUAUAUUGUACUAAACAAUUACAUUGGAUAUGAACUUUUAUCAAACAAUUUACAAAUGAGUGUAUUAUCAUUCAUAAACAAUACAUGUCGACUUCAUAUAAGGCAAUCAAGUGAUGUAGAAUAUCCAUGUAAAAUAGAUGAAUCUGAAGGGUAUACAUAUGUACAGAGAAGGCAAUCAAGUGAUGCAGAAUGUCCAUGUAACAUAGACGUAUCUGCAGGGAAUACAUAUGUACAGAGAAUGCAAUCAAGUGAUGCAGAAUGUCCAUGUAAAAUAGACGUAUCUGAAGGGUAUACAUGUGUACAGAGAGGGCAAUCAAGUGAUGCAGAAUGUCCAUGUAAAAUAGACGUAUCUGAAGGGUAUACAUAUGUACAGAGAAGGCAAUCAAGUGAUGCAGAAUGUCCAUGUAAAAUAGACGUAUCUGAAGGGUAUACAUAUGUACAGAGAAGGCAAUCAAGUGAUGCAGAAUGUCCAUGUAAAAUAGACGUAUCUGAAGGGUAUACAUAUGUACAGAGAAGGCAAUCAAGUGAUGCAGAAUGUCCAUGUAAAAUAGACGUAUCUGAAGGGUAUACAUAUGUACAGAGAAGGCAAUCAAGUGAUGCAGAAUGUCCAUGUAAAAUAGACGUAUCUGAAGGGUAUACAUAUGUACAGAGAAGGCAAUCAAGUGAUGCAGAAUGUCCAUGUAAAAUAGACGUAUCUGAAGGGUAUACAUAUGUACAGAGAAGGCAAUCAAGUGAUGCAGAAUGUCCAUGUAAAAUAGACGUAUCUGAAGGGUAUACAUAUGUACAGAGAAGGCAAUCAAGUGAUGCAGAAUGUCCAUGUAAAAUAGACGUAUCUGAAGGGUAUACAUAUGUACAGAGAAGGCAAUCAAGUGAUGCAGAAUGUCCAUGUAAAAUAGACGUAUCUGAAGGGUAUACAUAUGUACAGAGAAGGCAAUCAAGUGAUGCAGAAUGUCCAUGUAAAAUAGACGUAUCUGCAGGGUAUACAUGUGUACAGAGAAGGCAAUCAAGUGAUGCAGAAUGUCCAUGUAAAAUAGACGUAUCUGAAGGGUAUACAUAUGUACAGAGAAGAAUUCAAAAUGGACUAUACAGUACGGGUAGUGACAGGUUUAUCAGCUCAGAUUCAAAGAUGCUUUAGUCUUACAAAGGCAAUUACAUUGUCAAACUCCCGUACAUAAGUUGGUUUGCUAGCGAGCCAAGCGUACAUUGGUUGGUUUGCUAGCGAGCCAAGCGUACAUUGGUUGGUUUGCUAGCGAGCCAAGCGUACAUAAGUUGGUUUGCUAGCGAGCCAAUCGUACAUUGGCUGGUUUGCUAGCGAGCCAAGCGUACAUCGGUUGGUAUUCUAGCGACCAAAGCGUCAUUUGUUGGUUUGCUAGCGAGCCAAGCGUACAUUGGUUGGUUUGCUAACGAGCCAAGCGUACAUUGGUUGGUUUGCUAGCAACCCAAGCGUACAUAAUUUGGUUUGCUAGCUAGCCAAGCGUUCAUAAGUUGGUUUGGUAGCGACCCAAGCGUACAUUGGUUGGUUUGGUAGCGACUCAAGCGUGCAUUGGUUGGUUUGCUAGCGAGCCAAGCGUACAUUGGUUGGUUUGCUAGCGAGCCAAGCGUACAUUGGUUGGUUUGCUAGCGACCCAAGCGUACAUUGGUUGGUUACCUAACUUGGCAAGAUUUCAUUGGUCUGUUACCUAAGGAGACAAUUUACUGACAUUAAGUUUGUUUAUGAAUCUUAAUUGCGUUCUAUAUUCCAAUUUAUAUCUGUAUCCUUGAAAUAUUAUAAAAUAUAAAACUUUUAUGACAUUCAACAUUGGUAUUCAUUAUAUAGAGAUUUUUAUUGUGCUUGAUUACUGUUAGCUUAUAACUAUUUUCGCAUUAUUCUAAGUAAUCUUAUUAUUAUAGCAAUAACUGCUAUAGAUGGUUUAGUGUAUUACCUCUGAGAGCACCUUAUGUGUACAUAGCAAUUAGUAAUUCAUUAUCAUACUCUCACUACAGUUGGGAGGGAAAGUUAAUAUGAAAUGUACGAUUUACGACAAAACUGUCCUAUUUCCUUUUCUACUAGUGUUGGACUUUACCAAACUAUUUGUGUGCGAAUUAGUCGUACAAUGAGCAGGCCAACUAAUGUCGCCACAAUCACAUAUUUGUGCUGACAUUGACGGAAAUAUUUCAAUGGUGGUCGGUUCACUUUAGAACUUACAUUCAUUGUGUUUAUGACAAAUACAAGGUUUGAAUCAGUGUCAUUGGCCAUGAGAGAUUAUCAUGUCAGUUCAUACGGCAACAACAUCUACUGCUGUAAGACCGACUCGAUUAACUUCCCAAUGAGUAUACCCAGAUUUAACUUACAUAUAGUAACAGACGUUAAUCAACACUUCUGAAGUGUCACUUUGUAGUCAACGUUAUGACGACCACUCCCGUCCUCCUGUGGUAUUCGUCUUGUCUUGAAAAUGACGUACAUCGCUCAGAUAAUACGUCUGUACCGGCACUCUCACUGACGUGCUAAGUGUAUAUAAUGUGGUCAAGUACUGUUAAACAAUUCAUUUUUGCGAGUGAUUAGUUUUAGCUUUGAUUUGUGUGGAUUCUCGUUGAACGGUAUUGUCUAAAUCGCGACCUCAAAUAUUCGCAAAUAAAACCUACAAGCAUAGUUCAGUGAAGCACAUGCAAGAAUAAAAGUGACUAACAGUACAUAGACCAAAGGUCCUAGUACUUACUUAGUACCAAGACCAAAGGUACUAGUACUUACUUAGUACACAGACCAAAGGUACUAGUACUUACUUCGUACAUAGACCAAAGGUACUAGUACUUACUUAGUACAUAGACUAAAGGUACUAGUACUUACUUAGUACACCGACCAAAGGUACUAGUACUUAGUACAUAGACCAAAGGUCUUAGUACUUACUUAGUACAUAGACCAAAGGUACUAGUAUUUACUUAGUACAUAGACCAAAGGUACUAGAACUUACUUAGUACAUAGACCAAAGGUACUAGUACUUACUUAGUACACAGACCAAAGGUACUAGUACUUAGUACAUAGACCAAAGGUACUUGUACUUACUUAGUACUUAGACUAAAGGUACAAGUACUUCCUUACUACAUAGACCAAAGGUACUAGUACUUACUUAGUAUAUAGACCAAAGGUACUAGUACUUACUUAGUACAUAGACUAAAGGUACUAGUACUUACUUAGUACAUAGACCAAAGGUACUAGUACUUACUUACUACAUAGACCAAAGGUACUAGUACUUACUUAGUACAUAGACCAAAGGUACUAGAACUUACUUAGUACACAGAUCAAAGGUACUAGUACUUACUUAGUGCAUAGACCAAAGGUACUAGUACUUAGUACAGAGACCAAAGGUACUAGUACUUACUUAGUACAUAGACCAAAGGUACUAGUACUUAGUACAUAUACCAAAGGUACUUGUACUUACUUAGUACAUAGACUAAAGGUACUAGUACUUAGUACACAGACCAAAGGUACUAGUACUUACUUAGUACAUAGACCAAAGGUACUAGAACUUACUUAGUACAUAGACCAAAGGUACUAGUACUUACUUAGUAUAUAGACCAAAGGAAGGUACUAGUACUUAGUACAUAGACCAAAUGUACUAGUACUUAGUACAUAGACCAAAGGUACUAGAACUUACUUAGUACACAGAUCAAAGGUACUAGUACUUACUUAGUAUAUAGACCAAAGGUACUAGAACUUACUUAGUACACAGAUCAAAGGUACUAGUACUUACUUCGUAUAUAGACCAAAGGUUCUAGUACUUAGUACAUAGACCAAAGGUACUAGUAUUUACUAUUAAUGGAUUUCCCCUAUGUUUAUAUAUAUUUGUAUAUCAGAUCCAGUCACGGACCUUUAUCUAACCUUAAGUAUGAAUGAUGGAAUAUGUAGUAAAAUGUUGUUAAAUUUUAUAUGUAAUGUGUACCAUGUUGUUUUGCAGUAAUCCGUCCACACUCAAGAUGUAUUACUGUUCGUGGCCACACAACACUCCCAAUUUUCAAAGCUUGUUUAUAGUGAAUUCAAUCUGUCGGUGUGCCUUGCUUUAUUCGCCUUCGUAAUAUCCUAGUUCAUGGUGUAGGUGAGAAAUGGUUCUCAAUAAUACUAAUAAUAUCCUAGUUCAUGGUGUAGGUGAGAAAUGUUUCUCAAUAAUACUAAUAAUAUUCGCUUCCAUUGCGUCUGCGUUUGAGAAAAAACCAUUACGUUACGUGAGUGUUUUGUAGAAAACCUUCACACCAAGCUUUGAUCGUAGACAUACUACUCGGAUUAGGUCUGUUUAUGUUUGUCUAUAUUAUCAUAGGAUGUUCUCUAGUUAGGUCACACAACGUUAGGAGUGAUAGUUGUACAGUAAAUCGCCCCAUACAAUAUACAUAGACCAUAUAAAAGUCCACGUAACAUCAUCACUAGAACACGAAAAACACGACAAACUUCUUUUAUGAUUAUGAUUUUGAUGCAGAAACCCAAACAGAGUAGAUAUAGUCCUGCGCCACACGGACCUUUAGGACUCAUCAGUACUAUUGGGUGAAAAGAAGUUUAAAACACCAUGUUUUAAGUGUUUCGAAACAACCUAUGAAGAAUACAGCUAAGAGUGGAAAAAUGCCUAUAAAACCCCUUAUAAUAAAUUCUAAACCUUGGGUUACAGCAGAUAUUUAACACUUAAAUCAGUAUUUCAUUAAAACACUGACAAAUCACCUCAAAAUACAAAGCUAUUAUAACCUUCGGGAAUGAUUGUCAACCAGCAGCCAAUUAUCACUAGGAAUUGGACGAAAUGAAGAAUGAAUACAUCAAUAUGUGGUUCAUAAAGAAUGAACCCAUCGAUGUGUGGUUCAUAAAGAAUGAACCAAUCAAUGUGUGGCUCAUAAAGAAUGAAUACAUCAAUGUGUGGUUUAUAAAGAAUGAACUCAUCAAUGUGUGGUUCGUAAAGAAUGAAUACAUCGAUGUGUGGUUUAUGAAGAAUGAAUACAUCAAUGUGUGGUUUAUAAAGAAUGAAUACAUCAAUGUGUGGUUUAUAAAGAAUGAACCCAGCAAUGUGUGGUUCAUAAAGAAUGAAUACAUCAAUGUGUGGUUCAUAAAGAAUGAAUACAUCAAUGUGUGGUUUAUAAAGAAUGAACUCAUCAAUGUGUGGUUCGUAAAGAAUGAAUACAUCGAUGUGUGGUUUAUGAAGAAUGAAUACAUCAAUGUGUGGUUUAUAAAGAAUGAAUACAUCAAUGUGUCGUUCAUAAAGAAUGAAUACAUCAAUGUGUGGUUCAUAAAGAAUGAAUACAUCAAUGUGUGGCUCAUAAAGAAUGAAUACAUCAAUGUGUGGUUUAUAAAGAAUGAAUACAUCAAUGUGUGACUCAUAAAGAAUGAAUGCAUCAAUGUGUGGUUUAUAAAGAAUGAAUACAAUGUUUGGUUGAUAUUGUAUAUAGUAAUCUUCUCAGUUUGUGUUUGGUACAUUAAAAAUAUCCUCUGUAAU
Molecule: messenger RNA, 6152 nt
Organism: Mizuhopecten yessoensis (Yesso scallop)
Lineage: Eukaryota; Metazoa; Mollusca; Bivalvia; Pectinida; Pectinidae
Exons: 2
Coding region: 764-1843 (359 amino acids)
Source: RefSeq, a predicted model, not a curated record